Molecule: messenger RNA, 502 nt
Organism: Aplosporella prunicola CBS 121167
Lineage: Eukaryota; Fungi; Ascomycota; Dothideomycetes; Botryosphaeriales; Aplosporellaceae
Exons: 1
Coding region: 87-440 (117 amino acids)
Source: RefSeq, a predicted model, not a curated record
GAUUGGAUUGGGGAGCACGAGCGAGCGGGGGGGCCCUGCUCGUGCAUUCUUCAAGAUGAUCGAUCAGCAACGGCUGCUUCGUCUGAAUGAUGCUCGUCGCAGAUGGCUCGCUCGCUCGCUCAUCUGUCGGCAAGAGAGAGAGAGCGGCAGAGCGGGAACUGUCAAAGAACCGUUCCCUGCGCAAAUUCACUCGCGGCUGCCCGUCCGAGGAGGAUCUUCACGACGAUCGCCUUAUCAACACCUUGGCACUCUCUCCUCUUCAGGCAGUCCGGAACGACCAAGGAAAUUCCCGAGUCCGACCAGGGGUUCGUCGAAUGUGGUAUGGAAGCUGGAAGGUGACCCAUGCCCGCCCGCACGCGUGGACGUCGAGCUUCGACGGACGUCGGCAUCUAAGACGCCAAAAUGGGUCCGUUGCAACUCCCCUAUCCACAGCGCAUUAAACACUCGUCAUCGCGUGCUUUGCCGCCCGCCGAAAUCCACCAUCAUGCCGGGUUUCUGCCGU